Molecule: messenger RNA, 1764 nt
Organism: Acytostelium subglobosum LB1
Lineage: Eukaryota; Evosea; Eumycetozoa; Acytosteliales; Acytosteliaceae
Exons: 1
Coding region: 1-1764 (587 amino acids)
Biological process (GO): proteolysis
Molecular function (GO): serine-type endopeptidase activity; tripeptidyl-peptidase activity
Source: RefSeq, a predicted model, not a curated record
AUGAAGUUAUUUGUAUCAGUCAUUAUUGCACUCUGCUUGUUGGCAUCUGCCUCAACAGCAGCUGAGCGUCAAUCAAAGCAUUGGAGACAGACUGUUAGAGCACCAGCCAACGAGGUGCUGGAGUUCCGCGUGGCACUCCGCCAGCAAAACAUUGACGUACUCGAGAACACCCUGUACGACGUGUCCGACCCCUCGUCGGCCAACUACGGCAAGCACUGGAGCGUUGAGCAGAUCCUCGACUUGGUGGCACCCGCCAACCACGUCUCUGAGGAGAUUGUCGCCUUCCUCACCCAGAGCGGCGCCUUCAACAUUGAGAACCACCGCGACUUUAUCAAGGCUGAGGCCACCGUCAAGGCCAUCGAGAGCAUCUUUGCCGUCGACAUGUACGUCUAUGCUCACAAGAUCAAGAAGAACUACAACAUCAUCCGUGCCUCGGAGAUGUACACCGUGCCCGCCCAGUUUGACAGCGCCGUGCACAUGAUCGCCGGUAUCACCGAGCUCCCAUACACCAAGCAGCGCCCCGCACCCCGUCGCCAGACCGUCACCGCCGGUGCCACCCCAGUCGACAAGGGAUACGUCAUCCCCGAGACCAUCCAGAAUGUGUACGGAAUCCCAUCCGGCUACGCCAACAACGCCAACUCAUCGCUCUGCCUUGCUGAGUUCCAGAACGACCACGCAUUCCUCCCCGCCGACCUCGUGACCUUCUCGCAGUUCAUGGGCAUUCCCCCCUUCAACGUGUCCCACACCGUCGGCCGCUUCGACACCUUCCUGCCAGACGACGAGUCGAUCCUCGACGUCCAGUACGGUGGCGCCACCGCUCAGUCUGCCGAUCUCUGGUUUUGGGUUGUCGAUGGCUGGAUGUACGAGUUCGUCGCCGAGAUGGCCUCGACCUACCCCGCACCCCUCGUCGUCUCCAUCUCCUGGGGCUGGCCCGAGGACAUGACCUGCUCGCUGGUCAGCUGCCCAAGCAACGAGACCAACGCCGACUACAUCAACCGUGUCAACGUCGAGUUCAUGAAGAUGGGAGUCCGUGGAAUCACCACCGUCGUCGCCUCUGGUGACCAGGGCGCCCCAGGUGACUCCAACAACGACUGCCUCAGCACCAAGACCCCAAUGUCCAACACCUUCCCAGGUUCGUCACCAUACGUCCUGGCCGUCGGUGCCACCAUGCUCGCCGCCGCCCCCGCCGCCAGCCAGCAGUCGGACGACGCAAUCCCACCCUUCUGCACUGACAAGAAGUGCGCCAACUCCACCUCAGAGAUCGUGUGCUCGCACCCAGAGGCCCUCAUCACCAGUGGUGGCGGUUUCUCCACCUACGCCCCAAUGCCCUCGUACCAGUCGGCCCAAGUUGCCGCCUACCUCAGCUCGGGCGUAGUCCUCCCAGACUCGACCAAGUUCAACGCCUCCAACCGUGCCUUCCCAGACGUUGCCGCUCUCGGCCACAACUACGUCAUCUACAAGCACGGCAGCUCGCUGGUCGUCGACGGUACCUCCGCCUCGACUCCAGUCUGGGGUGGUAUCAUCGCCCUGCUCAACUCCUUCCGUCUGAACGCCGGCAAGAGUCCACUGGGCUUCAUCAACCCAUUGCUCUACAGUGCACCAGCCAGCUGCUUCAACGACAUCACCAUUGGCAACAACCUCUGCACUGAGGAGUGCUGCACCAAGGCCGACGGCUUCUACGCCACCGCUGGUUGGGACCCAAUCACUGGACUUGGUACUCCAGUCUUCAAGAAUUUGUUGGCCUACGUUGCCGCUCUUCCAUAA